AUGGCGGAAGGGCCAGAGGACCUGAACCUUCCCAACGCCGUCAUCACCAGGAUCAUCAAGGAGGCGCUCCCCCACGGCGUCAACAUCUCCAAAGAGGCCCGAAGUGCCAUCUCUCGGGCUGCCAGCAUGUUCGUGCUGUACGCCACGUCCUGUGCAAACAACUUUGCGAUGAAAGGAAAACGAAAGACCCUAAAUGCUGCUGAUGUGCUAUCAGCAAUGGAAGAGAUGGAAUUUCAGCGAUUCAUUUCCCCUUUGAAAGAAGCACUAGAUGCAUAUAGGCGUGAACAGAAAGGUAAGAAGGAAACUUCAGAGCAAAAAAAGAAGGAUAAAGAUAGAACAGAUUCCGAGGAGCAAGACGAGAGCAGGGAAGAUGAUAAUGAUGAGGAUGAUGAAAGAAUGGAAGAGGAAGAGCAGAAUGAUGAAGAAGAGGUUGACAAUUGAGCUUCAUGGAGAGA
This is a messenger RNA of Trichosurus vulpecula (common brushtail), 455 nucleotides long. RefSeq names its product DNA polymerase epsilon subunit 3-like. Gene Ontology annotation, molecular function: protein heterodimerization activity; chromatin DNA binding. Gene Ontology annotation, cellular component: CHRAC; epsilon DNA polymerase complex. The record is from RefSeq and is a predicted model, not a curated record. Gene Ontology annotation, biological process: heterochromatin formation; leading strand elongation; DNA damage response. NCBI's taxonomy places the organism in Eukaryota, Metazoa, Chordata, Mammalia, Diprotodontia, Phalangeridae. Bases 1 to 441 code for a protein of 146 amino acids. The transcript has a single exon.